Strigops habroptila (Kakapo) is the source of this 4064-nucleotide messenger RNA. RefSeq names its product leucine-rich repeat and fibronectin type III domain-containing protein 1-like protein. The transcript is spliced from 3 exons. Lineage: Eukaryota; Metazoa; Chordata; Aves; Psittaciformes; Psittacidae. The record is from RefSeq and is a predicted model, not a curated record. Bases 278 to 2164 code for a protein of 628 amino acids. Gene Ontology annotation, molecular function: protein binding.
UUCUUCCUCCUCCUCCUCCGCCGCCGCCGCUGCGCGGAGCCGGGGCGGGGCGGCCCCUGCGGCAGCGGCUCUGCCCGGCUCCGCCGGUGCGGGAUGCUCCGCCGUUCCCCGGCGGGGCUGCAGCGUUACCGGCCAUGGGCGGCGGCGGCGGUGGCGGAGGAGGAGGAGGAGGAGGAGGUGGAGAAGGAGGAGGAGGAGGAGGAGGAGCGGGGGACACGGCCGGAGUGAUGCCGCCCCUGUAGGCUCACAGCAGGAGAGGUCUGUUAUUUUUCUUACGAUGGAAAGGCUGGUUGUCUAUCUACUGGUUAUUAGCACAGCUGUGAAGGCCAUGAUGUGUCCCAAAAGAUGCAUGUGCCAAAACCUGUCUCCAUCCUUCACAAUUCUCUGUACGAAGACAGGGCUUCUCUUUGUGCCCCCCAGUAUUGACAGAAGAACAGCAGAACUAAGGUUAAUGGAUAACUUUAUCACUACACUUAGGAGGAAAGAUUUUGCAAACAUGACUAAUCUAAUUCACUUGACACUAUCAAGGAAUACAAUAAGUCAAAUCAUGCCUUAUGCAUUUUUUGAUCUUAAAGGCCUUCACGCCUUACACUUGGAUAGUAAUAGACUGACUUACAUCAAUGAAGAUCAUUUCAAAGGUUUAAUUAACCUUCGGCAUUUAAUACUCAGUAACAACCAAUUAAACUAUAUUUCUCCUGGGUCACUGGAUGACUUUAUUGAAACAAUUGAAGACCUGGAUCUGUCCUACAACAAUCUUGUUAAUGUUCCUUGGGAAACCAUUGCCAAACUCUCUAAUGUCAAUACAAUCAGUUUGGAUCAUAAUCUCAUUGAGUUUGUGCCAGAGGGAAUCUUCUCCAACCUUCACAAACUUGCCCGUCUAGACAUGACCUCCAACAAGUUGAAAAAGAUCCCUCCUGAUCCUUUGUUUUCCAGAAUACCUGUGUACACCAAGUCUAAAGGAUCUCCACUGUCAUCCCUGGUGCUUAGCUUUGGAGGGAAUCCCUUGCACUGCAACUGUGAACUCGUGUGGCUGAGACGUCUUACCAGAGAGGAUGAUCUAGAAACCUGUGCCUCUCCACCAGAACUGAUGGGCAAAUACUUUUGGUCUAUUAAAGAGGAGGAAUUUGUCUGUGAACCCCCGAUGAUAACGCACCGAACCCCCAAACUAACAGCAACAGAAGGCCAAAGCAUCUCUUUGAAGUGCAAAGCUGUUGGUGAUCCAGAUCCCUAUGUUCGCUGGAUCUCACCCGAUGGGAAGCUGGUCUCUAACACAUCUAGGACGAUUUCUUAUGAGAAUGGUACUCUUGAUAUUCUGGUUACUUCUCUGACUGACAAGGGCACAUUUACCUGCAUAGCAUCCAAUGCUGCGGGAGAGUCGACAGCUCCAGUCGAGCUCCUUGUUACCCCAUACCCUAACCUUGCUAACAGUACCAACUGUGAUAAAGACGUGGAGCCUGGCCCCUCAGAUAUUCUCAUCUCUGCCAAGUCAAGCUUUCCAAAUGAAACAAAGGCUCAGCAAGAGAAGGUGGUCGUGGUUGCUGAGCUGACAUCGUCCUCUGCUCUUAUCCAGUGGCCACCUCAGCAACACCUCCCUGGGAUUCGGAUGUACCAGAUUCAGUAUAACAGCUCUUCUGAUGACAUACUAGUGUACAGGAUGAUUCCAGCUGCAAGUAAAUCCUUCUUCUUGACUGAUCUGGUUGCAGGACGUGAGUAUGACCUCUGUGUUCUUGCCGUUUAUGACGAUGGAUUAACAUCUUUGACCGCAACCAGAGUGAUCGGAUGUGUGCAGUUCACAACCCAGGAAGAAUACAAACAGUGCCGAUCCCUUCACGCACAGUUCCUUGGAGGAACCAUGAUCAUCAUUAUUGGGGGUAUCAUUGUGGCUUCAGUUCUUGUUUUUAUUUUCAUCCUCCUCAUGAAAUACAAAGUCUACAACAACCACCACAAGAAUAAAACUACUAAAGUGAAUAAUGUCUGCUCUCAAACCAAUGGAAGCCAAAGUGGCUCGAUGGCUCGAUCCACUUCUAAACUUGCAGAGAGACGGGAAAGUUUGCACCAGGAAUGCUCGGGCUCUUCCAUCAAAGGCAAAACUGUUGUAGAUUUGGAUUGUGACAAAGCAACUCCAGCCAACACAACCUUUUUAACAACUGAAGCGUUACCUUAAUGGCCAUUUGACGGGACAGGACAAACCUGGUGGUAUUGCUUGAAACAUUUGACUGCGAGUGGUUGUAUUUUAAGCUUCACUACUAUUGUCUAUUUUUAAGAUCAGAUGGUUUAAAGAAUAUUUUUUUAAUCUGUAUACACUUCUUGCAUUCUUAACUAUUUUGUUUCAAUAUUAUUAAAUCUAAGUGUGUGAUUUACAAGAUUUUUUUACCGGUUCUUUUAUAGCACACACCUCUGGUAUCAAGGCAGCAGCAUGGUGAAGUUCUACUUAGGUUGUCUCGGGGGAAAUGCACUGUGUUUUCAUUUGGUUACCAAACUAGCAGCAAAACUGUAUUCUCAGGAUCCUCAGACUUCCUUUCUCAUGGCAGAGUCCCUUAGAAGCUUAAACUACUCAUCUCUUCAAGGAACAAUUUGUUAUAAAGUUAGUAGCUUCUCAAUACAGUUGUUGGGGUGUUUUUUUGCCAUAAGUAUGUUGUCUACAUGCUGCUCACAGAAGAGGUAAAACUAGCAAAGGUUUCCCAUAGGAAAAAGAAAAGGACACUCAACAUAAAAAAGGAGAAAUUUAAAAGUACUUUAAGUACUUUAGCGUAUUCUCUCAAUAUUCACUGGCACAGAAAUAUGAACUCGUAUUGUUGGCUGCUAUCUGUUGAGACUGUGCCUUUGAGUAAUUUCCUCUCAUUCUUAGUAGUCACAUUUACCUUUGUUUUGGGAGGAAGAAGACCUGGGUUUGUUUUUCUAAAUGGUAAACCUUUACAAACCAGGUUGAAAUUCCAUGUGUUUCACUGUACACAUUUUUGGUCUGCUGUAAACCGUGCCACAGCCUCCCCAUCUGAAAGCCUUUUGUUGAUUGAGGACCCACAGAUUAAAGCUUAUGUGCCCGAGGACAUUGCACUAUCUCACUAUGACACUGCAUCUUCAUCUGGCUUUGAUAUCAGUCUCAUUUCUGUAACAUUGCAUGAAGUGUACUGUAAGUGGCUGAUAGAUGAAUUACGUGAAUGUGUCUGAUCAAGUAAUUUUAAUGCAUCGGAUAUUGAAAUAUUCCUUUUGUUUCCAGGGAUACGGUCAGAUCGAGUUUUGGGGUUGGAAUAACUUUCACAAAGCCAGUGAGGAGCUUGUGACCUCAAGUAGACAAAAUGCUCCUUUUGCCAUCAUCAUUGGAUGGUGACUCUUUGCAGUGCUUUGGUUGUGACUGGCUUGUGUCUUUUAAGGCAUGACAACUUGGCAGUUAGCAGAAAGAGAAGUAUUUUCCCUAAGCUUGUCCCUUUAACAGAUUCAAAGUAUUUCUCCUGUUUGGAUAUGAAAUAAUGGGCCAAGAGAAGUUAGGUAACUCUUAAGUAAGCCUAAAAGUGAGGCAGAGACAGCCAAAAGUUGUUUAACUACUUAGCACUUAAGUACUGUGUCUUAAUGCAGUUAGUCUUACAAACUGCCAAAGUAGGAGGCGUUUCUUGAUGUUUCUGUGAUGCUGAGGCCUCUCUUCUGAUUUGAUUGUCAAAUAUCAAUGGAGGAAAAUGUAACUCGAGGGAUUCUGUUAUCAGGGAUAUUUAUGACAGUGAGGUCAGACUAUGCAGCCACACUCACGGUAGUGUUCUUUGUUGUGCAAUCAUGCAAAUGGAUGCUUCCUGUUAUGUAGAUGAUGGUGAUGGGGCUUCUGCUUUCCAAGGGUGCAGACUCAACACUGGAAUCCUGAGGUAUAACCACCUGAACCUGCCUAUGGUCACUCAAUUGAAAUGCUUUCAUAAUGCCCACCUCUUCAAGAGAGCCAAUUCCUUCAUCUUUGUCCAGACACCAAAGUCAACGCUGGAACGUGAACAUAGUUUUCUUACUUACUGCAGCCUGAUUGCUAUGUGUCACGAGUGGCUCAACCCACCUGUACAUUAAAUCUGUCUAUUGGUAAUAUCCUG